Molecule: messenger RNA, 888 nt
Organism: Ochlerotatus camptorhynchus
Lineage: Eukaryota; Metazoa; Arthropoda; Insecta; Diptera; Culicidae
Product: zinc metalloproteinase nas-4-like
Exons: 3
Coding region: 34-798 (254 amino acids)
Biological process (GO): proteolysis
Molecular function (GO): zinc ion binding; metalloendopeptidase activity
Source: RefSeq, a predicted model, not a curated record
AAAAAAUCCGUACUGUAGUAAUUAAGAUUCGAGAUGAUGAACAAAAUCACAGUUUGUGCAAUCCUCACCUUCUGCGCCUACGGAACGUUCGGUCUUCCCGUGAUCAGUGACGAUGCUGAACAACAAGCUGGAAAGUUCGAAGGCGACAUCGUUCUGUCUUUGGAACAGCGUAUGGCUCUAGACGGCCUCCGCAAUGGACUGUCGGCCGAUCGGUAUCGAUGGCCAAACAACACCGUUUUCUACCACAUCGUUCCGGACCACUUCACCACCGAGCAGGUCGACUACAUCCACCGAGCACUGGACACCAUUGCCAAUGCGUCGUGUCUCAGCUUCAUCGAAACCGAUGAAAAUGCCACGGCGUACGUUCGAGUCGUCGGGGACAACGUGGGCUGUUUCUCGGAGGUUGGAUACCAGGAUUCGGUGCAGGAUUUGAACCUGGCACCUAACACGCUGGAAAACGGAUGCUUUCGAUUGGGAACGAUCAUUCACGAGUUUCUGCACGCCGUUGGAUUCUUCCACAUGCAGAGUGCCACCGAGCGCGAUGACUACGUGACGAUCGUGUGGGAGAAUAUCGAGCAGGGCCAUGGGCACAAUUUCGAAAAGUACAAUUCCACUUUUGUGACCGGGUUCAACGUACAGUACGACUACGGCAGUGUACUGCAUUAUUCGGAUACGGCUUUCAGUGUCAAUGGGAACCGGACCAUUGUACCGAAGGACGCCAACGUCACCAUCGGACAACGUGUGCGGAUGAGCGACGGUGACGUUACUAAGCUCAAACGGAUGUAUAGUUGCGAGUGAUAAUGUGGAGGCGCAUGGUGGAUUGAAAAAUGUUGAAACAAAUAGCAAUCAAAGAUGGAUGUACCAAGAAUCAAGCAAUAAAUACACACU